AUGUUCGAAUUUCUCAAAAGUCAUAUGGAAAAUAUUUUCCAAGCAAUUCAUGCCUUCGAAUCUUCUGUUGGUUGCUUCGUGAAUGCAUUGUUAAUUUAUGUUGUUUUAACUAAAAGUCCCAAGCAAAUUCAAGGAUAUGGUUUACUAAUAAUCAAUUUUGCCGUCACUGAUUUCUUGAUUUGUGUCUUGAAUUAUAUGUUAAUGCAAAGAUUAAUAAUCUGUGGAUUCGCAGUUAUUUAUAUUUCAAUGGGGCCUUGUUCUAAAAUAUCUACCCAACUUUGCUUCACUAUAUAUGUAACGAAACUUCAUUUAUACACUCAUUCGAUUUGGCUUCUUUUAAUUUCUUUUUUAUAUCGUUAUUAUGUUAUGAUCAGAUCGGAACUUUCGAAAUAUAAAAUUCAGUUUAUAAUAUUUCUCUUUUAUCUGCCCUCUCUUCUUUCAAUGGGAAAUAUUUUCAUUUCUGAUGGAAGUGAAAAAGAGGCUCGAGAAGUCUUAACAGAAUGUCAUCCCGACUAUAACAUAACAAAUCGAGCUGUCACUGGAAAUAUUUCAUAUCUAGAUGUUGGUGCUAUCUAUGUUGUUAUUCAUAUUGUUGGCAUGAGUAUACCUAUAGCAAUUAUGAUUUGGAUAAUGCGAAGAAAAAUAAUUGCCAAACUUGGUUCAAAUGCAAGUUCCGAAAGAUCAAAACGUUUGCAAUUACAACUUCUCAAGGUUUGUUACUCGAAUUUAAUUCCGAACUCUGAUCGAAAAUUUGCAGGCUUUAACAUUCCAAUCAUGUAUUCCAAUUUUCUAUGUUCUCGGUAGUUCUGGUUUUGCUGUCCAACAAUUCAAUAUAAUCAACAACGCAGCUCCACAAUACAUUAUGUACUGUGUUUUCAUUUUGGUUCCUGUUCUCAAUCCAUUUUCUUCAUUCAUUUUCAUCACACCAUAUCGAAAAUAUGUCAUAUCACUCUUCGAUCGAAAAUCUUACAAGAUCUCAGUGACUCAAACUACGACACAGCUCAAUUCUUCAGCUAUAAAUCAAAGCCAAAGUCUGAGCAAACAUUGA
This is a messenger RNA of Caenorhabditis angaria, 1048 nucleotides long. NCBI's taxonomy places the organism in Eukaryota, Metazoa, Nematoda, Chromadorea, Rhabditida, Rhabditidae. The record is from the annotation of a GenBank genome assembly.